Messenger RNA from Zeugodacus cucurbitae (melon fly), 2067 nucleotides. RefSeq lists its product as uncharacterized. The record is from RefSeq and is a predicted model, not a curated record. The coding region runs from base 627 to 1553 and encodes 308 amino acids. NCBI's taxonomy places the organism in Eukaryota, Metazoa, Arthropoda, Insecta, Diptera, Tephritidae. Gene Ontology annotation, biological process: cellular response to hydrogen peroxide. The transcript is spliced from 2 exons.
CAAUUUAUUGGUCUGAUGUGCGAAGGGAGGGAGGCAAAUAAAUGCUAGAAAAAUUGGUUUGACUGAAGGGCAAAAUAGAGGAGCACAAUAUCCGAGAUGCAAAAUGAGAAACGCAAAUGGACGAAUUUUCACUAUCGUUUCAUCAAUCGGGGAAAAUGAGUUUUCGAAAAUUAUCAAUCCCAAAUAUUUUAUCCGAACAAUAUCUUGUACUGAACGUACCACGUAUGGUAGAGAAAAAAUAAAGAAAAGAAGAUUUAGCAAAUCACCCACAAUAGAAAGAAAAUUUUUGUGUUAAAUAUCAACAUAAACCCAAUAUAUUGGCGGAAUAACAAAAUUACGCAUCUAUAUAAAGUUAAUCAUCUUUAUAGAUCAAAAAAGAAAAUUGUACAAAAAGAACAUAGCACUGUGAAUAAUCAAGUCGUAUAAACAAUAACAAAUAAGACUUGAAAACAAGCGAGACGAAAAAAAAAGUUGUGGAAGUGAAAAUAUCAAAAUUUUAGCCAAAAAUUUUGUUAAUAGAUCCGUAUUUAUUAUCGAAAAUAACCAACGAUAUAGGUCCAUGUAAAAUCAAGGAAUUCAAAAUUUGUGCAAAUCCAAUUUUGUACAUCAUUUAAUCAAGCUCCAAAAUGUCGGAAGAAAUUGCGAGCGACCUCCAUAAAUUGGAAAUCACUUCAACAGAUCCAGCCCACAUAGGGGUGAUUAAUCUUAUUGAUUCUACACAGUUACCAUUAAACUUGAAUCCUUUUUAUGAAGGUGAAACGAAUUCGAAUGACUUAAAAUUUGAAGAUGGAGAGACUGUGUCGAGUCCGCCACAAAUGCAAAGAAACCAUCAAGGUUGUCGACGUUGCAGAUUGCGUCGUCGUUCUGAAAGUAGUGCAGAUGCUUACAAAUCCGCAGCCACGGUCCUGUUUACAGAUACUUCCGAUGAUUCCUGUGGAACACAUACUUUAUUAGGAGUUCAAAGACAAUCCUUAAAACAUCGACGCAGUAUUUUGCGACCACCAGUUCUGCGUAAACUUCAAAAUAUACAGAAGCUUCUGCACACAUUGCCUAAAGUUGAUAACGAACAAGCCUCAACAUCUGCAAUGGGAAAUGUUAUAAUUUCGCCAAUAAAUAAGAAUUUAGUAUCAACAGCGUCGAGUAGAGGGAUAUGUGAUUUUCGUGAUUUAAUUCACGAAUGUGAAAACUUAUUAAAUUUAGAAAACGAUGUUAAAGGACGAUUUGGCUUAGUGAGUCCAGAUCAACGUGUUUCAAAAAAUUUUACAACUAUGCAGUCAACUACGCUACCACGCGGUCUUUUUAGUAACAAAGAAAGAAAUAGUUUCACAAAUAAUGGUAACCAAGCUUGUUCGCCGGAAAGAAAUGUUGGAAGUAAUACCCGUUCAAAUGCAAGUACGUCGUGCUCACAACAAGCAGGAAGCAGUGCUGCCGGAAUUGCAAAUAGCAAUGGCACCAGUGACGAUGUAACGAUCGAUGAACUUGCCUGCUAUUUCGACACAUUUGUGCACAUACCGAAGAAGAUGUCAACAAUGGCUGAAAUGAUGUACAUAUGAAGGGGCAUGCGGUUUCUUUGCUGCGGAUUUUAAUAUUUGGCGUCACUUCUAUGCACCAGCGUUUUUAAACGAACAAACACAAAUAGAGAUCGCUGAAGCAACAAACAGUUAAACCAAGAUUUUAUCAAAGUAUUCAAGCUGAAUAGACAGCAUUGUUGUGAAUCGAUCAAACAAUUUAAUCUAUCUUUACGUUUUUUUCUCAUAAUGGCUAUAAAAUAUGAAUAUGUAUUUGAAUUUAUAAGGUAUAUGUGAAUGGAUUUUGCUUUAUAUUAUCCGUAGCUUAUAAUAAAUUAUACUAAGCAGUGCGUUGAGCCUGUCCUUCGAUAGUUUAAUAAGUUUUAAAUUGAAAUUGGGUUUUCCUUGAAAAAUUGCUCACAUAUAGAUAAUUUUAAAUAUUUGAAAUCCGUUAUUAAAAAUGUAUUGGUCUAUAACGGAUAAUAUAAUUCCCUUGCUUACAGUUUAAAAGAAUCUGGUCAUUUCUAUUUCCACAUCCAAUAAAUUUUAUUUAACACAA